Molecule: messenger RNA, 4080 nt
Organism: Babesia microti strain RI
Lineage: Eukaryota; Apicomplexa; Aconoidasida; Piroplasmida; Babesiidae
Exons: 3
Coding region: 1-4080 (1359 amino acids)
Cellular component (GO): trans-Golgi network
Source: RefSeq, a predicted model, not a curated record
AUGGACAGUAACGACCUUUUGAGCCUCUCAAAAUUGAAUAUCCUUCUGAGGUUUGGCAAUGACACCAACUCCAAGAGCAUGGAAGCCCUAAAAAAUGAGUUAGAAAAAAACAAAGACACCGAAUUAACUAAUUUACAAAAAUUACUACACUAUAACAAGUUAGAUUUCAAUACUGAAAGAUUUAUCGCCGAAUACGACUCCACCACCUGUAGCUCCUCAAACUCGCUAGCGACGAGCAAUAAAUGCACCUUGGAUACGCCAAUCGUCGUCAACUUUAACAACACACCCAUACAAACGUCCUGCCCUAUCGAAUUUUACCGCAAUUGCCUUGGAGCCAUUACGUUUUACGAUUUUACGGGCAGAGAGUCUGAGCUGACGCUGAGCUACGCCUACGAGGAUGCCGACCAACUGGUUGAGGCACACCCAAACAUGUACAUUUACCAAACUGUACUCUUGCUGGAUAGCGCCAAAUUGGAGGGGCUGAAGAGGAGUGAAAGCAUAAUUAGACAAGUACUGGGCCGGAAUAGCUUAGUUUUUGUCUCAAACAUUACGGUGGCCCGUUACGUGAUAUUUGAUAGCGUACGUUAUAUUUGCGAGCUUUUACGUCUGGAGUUAAAGAAGUUAAAAGCCAAUGCGACUCCCGACAUAAAGACUCCAUUUGACGUCAAGCAAAACUUUUCAAACGUGCCUCUUAAGCUGAUUACGGGCAAAAAAUGGAUUCACAGCAACGGGCGUAACCGUAAGCGAAUGGGCGAUAUAAAUCUUAUAUUAGGCAAGAAUUUGGAGUCAAUGGAGCUUUAUCAGCAGAGCUUUUCUUCAUCUAAGCACACUGGGGACAGAUUGUUCAGAGCUGCAUCGCAGUUCGGCAUGGCUAUUUGCCUACAAAAAUGUUACAUCCAGCUCAAAAACCCCACAUAUUCAAAAGGCACUCUAAUGACGUCAAAUCUUCGCAAACUUCAUUCAAUAAUCGCAUAUUUAGAACACUGCAAAACGCGUGACAGAAAGGGCAAUAAAUUAUACGAGAAACAUGCCGCCACAAUCUCGGAGGAUGGACUAAGUGACGACAGCUCAGACCACUCCUCAAACUCGGCACAAUAUAAUAAACCGUGCAACUCUAACCCUGGAGAUUGCAGGAGAGAAAUCUUACAUUCCGUGCGUCUAUGCCUCUUCGGCUGUUUCAGUACAUUCAUGCGCCUGAAGGUAUUCCCCUUCAAAACCUUCUUCGAAAUGGCAAGGGUGUCCUGCAGCUACUUCAUCCAAGUUGACAUGCUCCACGAAUUCUUUGAGGUCCUAUCCAUGCUAUCGGCCUUCCUUUCCCAUGACUAUGACGGGAAAAUGGAGUGGCUGGGAGAUGUAGUUGGACAUUUAUCUACCAAUCCGCGAUGCAGCCGAAAACUGGCGUUUUACACCCUUGAGAUAGCCUCUGAUGAUUCGCUUAAUUCCCAAGUUGCGCUACAGGCCUGCAGGUUUGUAGCCCAUAAGCUGAGCCUUGGUGCCUGCUGGGAAGCCCCUCCCCCGACCCAGUGCGGGUGGUUCGAGAUCCAGUUCCGGCUUCUGGACAUUGCCUACGGAGCAGCCGCCAGCCUUGGCCUUUGGGAAGAAGCCAAUCAGCUCCUCUGGUCAAUGCUAUGCCUCUUCACCACAGGAGGCCGCGGCUGUAGGACCAAUGCUAUCAAAAUACUACACGGCCUUGAGACCACGUCCCUCCUUUCAGCCCCUCGCGCAGGCGUGGACGGCCAAACGAUUGCUAGUAUAAUACGCCUAAAAAGCAUAAAACCCAACCUAGGCCAGGCCCGGAGGGGCGAUAUCUCGCAGGCCUGCAGUGCUAGGAUUGGGACUAUCCUGCAUACCACAGGUGACGUGGCCCAGACGCUGAGCGGGGGGCAAUAUAGGAUAAAAUUAUCGGAGAAGGUGGAUGGGCGUACAUUCAGGGCCAAAAAGAGGGUUUCCAGUCUACGGCUGAUUCAAAAUAGAGACGAAAUUGACUUACCCUCUAACAACUCCGUCUUCCACGUUCUGUCAAAUAGUGCAAAGGCCAGGGGAGGAGACUGCGUAGAACAUCAGGUCAUUUUAGGCAAUGAGGGCCAGUGGGAGACAGGAACUGACGAGCUAGUAACUAUAACUCUCGUCAAUGGCUUAAAUUCUCCUAUCACUGUCAAGUCGCUUCAGCUUAUAACCAAGAACGUGGAGUGCGUAUCCGUGCCUCUUACCGCAAAGCUCGAGCCAGGUCCCAACAGCCUGAUCCAAAGCACCACCCCCCUGGACACUGGAAGGCUGGCCAUCACGGGCGUUAGGCUUACGGUUGCAAACAAAACUUUUGAUUUCUCCUUGACAAAAAGCAUAGUUAUCUACGUCAGGCGCCGGAAUGAUGUCCACGCCCACAUUGAGUUGCUGCCAAUUAUGACGGCAGUCCCGGGCGGUAUGAAUCUGGCGGUAGGGCCUGCUCCUCUGCCCAUGUUAUUUAACAAACCAAAACUUGCCAGGCUAUGCAAAUGUACGGAAGAGGCUCCCUGUACUCGUCUGUGCUCUACUGUUAUUGCUAAAAGCACACAAAAGCCCAUAGACACGACAGGGGAGGUGCUAUACGAGGGUGAAGUUAGGCUUGGCUUGUUCCGUGUCCAAAACAUGUCUGACAUUACAAUAAGUGGCCUAAAGGUUAGCUUUGGGAUUGGCGACUGGAGGUCGUCCAGACUAAGCACCAGUCCGAUCGUUUUUAUUGCGUCAAAGUCCCGCAUGGCUAGCAGUUCAUUUAGCAUAGGGGACGACUUAAUUUCAAGCAGGACAUUAUUUUGCGCGGACGGCACAAAAUCAAUAGAUUCUCCCAGGUUGAAUUUAAGUUCUAGGGGUUCCUGCGUGGAGCUUGCCCCUGGUUCACAUGUGGCCAUACCGUUCAUCCUUCACGCUUCUUCAUGGGCCAAUGACAUGUCCAUUAGAAUCUCUUGGACCCAUGCCCAAUCCGCCAGGUCCUCCCGGUCGACCAACACGUCCAGGCCAAACGACACAUCCCAUUCCUCCUUAUCCUCCCGCUCCCUCCACUUACAAUCUGCCAGGCACGAGGGAUUUUACGGGCCAGAUAACUAUACUGAGGCCAAAAUUUGCAACCUAGUGGACAUACCCGUGGCCUUGGCGGAGGGAGGGCUUGAGGCGUACCAUUUGGUUUCGCUUGAUUCACAAAUGGCGGAGAGUGUUUGCUUGGGAAAGAUAAAAUGUCUCAGGCCCUACUACAUAUCGGAAUUUGACAACCCUUCGGUCAUAUUACGCAUAACUCUGAGAAACCUUACGCAUUCGGCUGUUUACUUCGAGGCCGGAGAAGGGCGCAUGGGACAAGAGGUUAUGUUGAGACCACAUGACAACACCAGCGUUUCUAUCAUUUGCGCCAGAGUGCCCGGGAGCGUUAAGGGCGUUCUGCAGCACCUAGACCGGGUCCUGCGGCUUAGGUGGAGGGUUGGGGAUAGGAGCGGCGGAUUGUACUUGUCCAGGCUUGCGAAGCUGGUCAUCAAGCGGAGGGAGGGGGCGGGGGGGUACAAGCAGGGGCAAAUGCAGAGGUACAAUCAGGGGUACAAGAUGAAGAUAGCUAAAUACGCGGCACCCAUGGCCACGUGGAGGCGGGGCGUCUACUCUAAAUUUUUACCAGAUACCAGGACUGUGCUAGACCUUGCCGAUCCCGACAUACUGUACCAGCCCGAAAUAUCUCUCCACGUAAUAUGUGAUGAGGAAAUCGUGAGGAUCAACACUCCAUUCACCAUACGCGUUCGUGUUUCAAAUGAAAAAUGUAAUGAUAUCACAAAUGGUUGGCUGUUCGCCCUCGCCUAUGACGCAAAAUUUGAUCACUCUAAUAAUUCCACAGAAUUGUUAUCCGAUGGGGACGUGGCGUUUGCCACGGUAGAAAACUCAAUAUUUUGCUCUGGAUUCAUGGAAAAAAGGCUACUGGACGCUCAAAAUAUCGAUUCUACUGGCUUUAACUUCAUCGCAGUGCGAAGCGGGGAGUACAAGAUUGCCGUUGGAUUGGUGUGCGAGGACUUUGGCAAGGUCAUUUGGCACCAUGAACCGGUGAAGGUCAGGGUAAUCCCAGAAGGUUAA